AUGAGCCCCGACAGAGCUCCACGUCGCCGUGCCAAAGAGAUCUGCCGGUCGGAUCGAUUCGACACUCGGAACGGCGGCCUGUCUUGGCACACCACAACAUUGUCAGGCUUGGCCGAUCUGCUGGCAGAUACUGCCAUACCAACCGAAAGCAAGCGCUUGUCGGUCGAGUUCAGAGCGGUGCCUCGAGAGUCGCAGAUCAACGAUUCCGUCCAGGGAGAGGAUCUUGACGGUCUCGAUCACUCUGAAGGUGUUGACGCCGAUCUCACCAGCGAGGAAUGUCUCAAGCUUCUCGCCUACAUCCACAAACAUCGUCACGCCAAAGAUCUUUGCGUUCCUGUGAAAUCAAGCAACCCUCAGCUGUGGGCCAAGAUGAUCAGCGAGCACGACCCUACGCAACCAUCCAUCCUGUCCACCAUCGGAUUCCGAACUCAUAUCGAGGUGCGCACCAGCACAGGUGUAUCGGAGGUCCCAUUCUCUCCCAACACAAUGCAACUUCAAGCUAUGCUUUGGUACGUCCGAAAGCGACUCGCAGCUUCGACAGGGGCGGUCUGGCCUUCAUCGGGUGGCAUCAUUGCCGACGAGCCAGGGGCCGGCAAGACGGUGAUGGGCAUUGCUUUUGCUCUACUUGCACGGGCAUUUGACUUGUUCACAAAGCCCUCCUUCAUCGAGGUCAAGUCGAGUAUUGCUGCUCAGUAUCGCAUGGAGAUCGAGCGCUUUGUUGACCCUGACGCCGGAAUAGACCUGCUCGACUGCACGAAGCAGAGCCUCAAGGACAAGUUGCUGCCAGAGGAUCACAAGUCACGCUGGACGGCGAGCUUGAUCGUCCUGUAUCCUCAAAAGGUCACGCUUCCGAGGGACUACUGGAGCAAUUCCAGGGUCCCAACACAUCCAAACAACAAGUACGGCGUCGUCAUUCUUGAUGAAGCCCACGAGUAUCCGCUUGUCGACUCGGCCUGCUUCAGCCGGAGCUAUGGCAUCUCUCACGAAUUUGCUGUUGCGCUGACAGCUACUCCGAUCAGAACGCUCUCGAACUUCAUUUCUAUCCUGGGGUUCUGCGGUAACGCUAGUGCACGGCUUCCAAGGGCAGAGGACGCCAAAGCUGUGGUCGCUGGCCAGCAUGCAAGAUUCGCGGAUCCUUCUAUCAGAGCGAUCGGACACCACUGGCAUCACGCGGUUCUGGAAGCUGCCAGUGAGCGAGACAUGGCCAUGAGGGCAGCGCAGCAAACCAUCCUCUCCCUCGAAACCAACAUGUUUCGGCUGGCUGGCGAGCACUUCCCCUCCCGCAAGGCACCGCAGGAGCGAAACUCGGCAAAGUAUCAUCAACGACUCAUCAGCCAGUUUCUUGUCCCCAUCAAGAACGGAUGCCUCAAGUACAAACAACAUCAUCAAACCAUCAGCUCUGCCCACACGCGCUACAGCCGAGCUAUUGGCACGUAUCUCAAGACCGAUGGCGACACCCAGCCGUUCAUUCUCAAGAGGCCAAGAGACCCCAAAAGUGGUCCAGCGUACCGAAUGCACACCUUCCAGGUGGUGGGCAAGCAGUCCGAUGAGCACUGGCGCUCCUUGAAAGAGAUCGAGGCAGCUUGCGUCUCUGCCGUUGCAAGCAAGAUCCAGGAGGAGGAUGUCAGCGGCUGGGACGAGGCCCUGGAGAAGGCCGACAAGAGGCUUAGGAACCCGAGCAACCUAUGCUAUGGGAUCUACCACGGCUCUCUCACGGCGGCGUCAGUUGCCUCGGAUGUCAGGCCAAAAGACGCACGCAUGCUUCUUGACCUGGCAACUACACACUUCAAGGCAGUGCCCUCGCAGAAGGCGAUCAUCUUGUCCGAUCUUGUAGAAGCCAUGCUUCAACACUGGCGUGGCGAGACCGGACCACUCGUCAGCCGACAUGCCGAUAUCUUGCCUCCUCCUACGCCUGUCAGUUCCAAGCCAAGGAAGAUCGUCAUCUAUUGCCGAUAUGCAAUGGUUGCAAUGUUCAUCCAAAAGCACCUGCGGCAACGUGGCAUUGACUUUUUCAACAUGUUCGGAGGGGACUCAACAGCUGGCAUCCCCGCCAGCGUUGAAGCGUGGGGGGAGUCCGACGUGCCGGUGAUGGUCAUUUCCAAAGCCAUGAUGCAAGGCAUCAAUAUCACCCAGGCUUCUGUGAUGAUCUUCGCCGAGCUCAAUCAAUCCGAGCCGGAGGACAGACAGGUGGAGGGUCGCAUUGAUCGUAUCGGUCAGACGGAAGACUGCUACUCGUACAAGCUUGUCAUGGACGGAUCCUACGACAUGCGCAUCAAAGUCAACGCCAGAGCCAAGGGCCUUAACCUGCUGCCUUUUGGUGGAAGCGAUAGUUCGGCUGGCCUCGUCGAGAUCUGCCUGCUGCACGGACUGCUGCCCGGAUUGGCGGAAUGGGAAGCCAUCGCUGUAGAGGCCGGACACAAGCCGCUUCCGUCCGAGAUAUGGAACGCCUGCAACAAUCUGCUCCCUCGCAUUCCUACCCUGGCAGAAUUGGAGCUCCUGAGGGAAGCGGACCAAGGUGCAAAACAGCCGGACCUGGAUGCAGCGUCGAUGGACCAAGAUGGCGAGCAGGAACAGCUUGCACUGCAGUUGAUACUAGGGGACAGCGAAGCGCAUGGCCGUCCGGUCGAGGAGCGUAUGAACGACGAGACACGACAGGCUGCGCAGGCACGUCAAGACGUGCCCUUGGACGCCGCUGCGGUAGCACACACGAUGGAGGUUGGCUCCGGCGGCAAGCGCAGUCCGGCUGCGCAGGACAGCAGUACGAGAGACAGGGGAUAUGAGAAAAGGGCAGCGAACACAAAAGAAGAUGACAAGUCUCGAAGGUUGAGACGCAGACAGAUAGCAGAAGAUGCGGGCGUGAGGCUCCUGUGCCAUCUUGCUGAUCAGUGGCGUCUCAACUUGGAGGCUGUUGUCAAGGACGACGACCAGUCUGACUGA
Moesziomyces aphidis is the source of this 2937-nucleotide messenger RNA. Lineage: Eukaryota; Fungi; Basidiomycota; Ustilaginomycetes; Ustilaginales; Ustilaginaceae. The record is from the annotation of a GenBank genome assembly.